Molecule: messenger RNA, 723 nt
Organism: Colletotrichum paranaense
Lineage: Eukaryota; Fungi; Ascomycota; Sordariomycetes; Glomerellales; Glomerellaceae
Exons: 2
Coding region: 1-723 (240 amino acids)
Source: RefSeq, a predicted model, not a curated record
AUGGCUCAAGCUACACAAAGUCUCUCACCGCUUGGUUUCAUUGCCAUAGAGGUGAACAUACACCGACCACCGGGUGAUCCCUACAACGAGCGCACCUGGUCGUUUCCUCUCAUCCGUGAAAUGGCAGAAGGGUCAAAAGUUUCGCAGGUCGUCACGUCUUCUAGCUAUGACUCUACAUUCAUAGACCGUUUUGUGGAUGCGGGACUGCGUUUAGCGGCUAGAGGUUGCGUGGGCAUCAUCACUAGUUGCGGGUUCCUUGCACUAGCCCAAGCCGAGUUGCCCAUCCCGAUCGCCACGUCGUCGCUAGCCCAACUGCCCUCAAUACUACCUCUGCUUCCGCCUGGCAAGAAUGUGGGAGUUCUCACUUAUGAUGAGUCAAGACUAGGCUCUCAGCACCUUGCAAGCUUUGUGCCCGAACAUGCACUUUCCAAAAUAGUUAUCCGCGGAGUGCCUCCCGACGGUCAUUUGAGGGGCACAAUUGGGAGGGGCGCCCCUUAUGUCCAUGCAGACAUUGAGGCAGAGCUCGUCGCCGUUGCCAAAAGCUUUGUUGCUAGUCGGCCUGACAUCAGGAUCCUAGUACUUGAAUGCACCAAUAUGCCCCCUUUCUCGGAGGCAAUAUUCAGAGCACUAGAUGGCAAGAUUCCUGUUUAUGAUGUGUACACCAUGGGUCAGUGGUUUUACUCUGGGUUAGUGAGACCAACGCCAGUUUAUUGGCAUGGUUAG